Molecule: messenger RNA, 780 nt
Organism: Coffea eugenioides
Lineage: Eukaryota; Viridiplantae; Streptophyta; Magnoliopsida; Gentianales; Rubiaceae
Product: cyclin-dependent protein kinase inhibitor SMR4-like
Exons: 1
Coding region: 229-561 (110 amino acids)
Biological process (GO): regulation of DNA endoreduplication
Source: RefSeq, a predicted model, not a curated record
CAAAAGAUUGGAUGAGUCAAAAUGUGUUAUGCAAGAAUUACACUUAGCAGUUAAGCUUAACAGCUUCCGCAAGAAGCCAUGUGCCGUAUAUUGCCAACCAUUACUGCCACCUAAAUUUUGCUCUCUGUAUAUAUAGAGUGAGACCCUGAUCCGGUUCAUAUCUAUCCAUUUUGUUUCGUUUGCAUAGUAGCAGCUGAGUACCUUUGUUGGUUAGCCCGAGAGGAUUGAAUGACGUUGAAGAUGGAGGUCGGUGGCGGAUAUGAUCAUUUUGGGAUGAUGAAGGGGGAAGAGGAGGUGGAGGAAGGCUAUAGGACACCGACGCACGAGGGGUCCAGGAUUCCGGUGGCGGCGGCGGAGUGUCCGCCAGCCCCAAAAAGGAAACGAGUUUACAUGAAGAAGCAGAAGCAGAAGCAGCAGCAGAGGAGCAUGCCCCAGAAGCCCAAGGAUGGGUACUUCCAGCAUCCCGACCUUGAUCUUCUAUUUAAAAUGAUGUCGACAAGGGAACCACAUGUCCAAAUCCAGUCUUGUUUUGAAAGGAGACCUGAUAGCGCCUGCUAUUAAUUGUUUGUUACUCAUCUUACUUUUUGUAUAUUAGCACUAAUGUUGCAGAACAUUACUGCUGAAGUUGGUUAGGCCUUAGGAGUUAGGAUUUAGGAUUUAGGAUUAGUUUUUUCUUUUCCUGAUCCAAGUACUUUUUUGGGUCAUCUAUGUUUGUAGCUUCUGUAAUUUUCUAAUUUAUUUGUGGAUGGUUUUACAAAUAUGAGGAACUAACAUUGUCAA